AUGUUCUGCUGUGCAACAUCUGAAAUGACAACCAAGAAGAGGAGCAGCGCUGAGAUCUAUGAUCGCGCUGAGGAGGAAAUAGAGUCAAGCAAGACUCUGAAGAAGGCACGUCUGGAAGAUAGCGCUAAGGAGGUAGCACAGUGCUCUGCAGAGAAGUCAUACAUGGCUUCAAUGAAGCGGAGCAGGGAGGAGAUAUACUAUAGCGCUAAUGAGGAAAUAGAGUCAGGCAAGACUCUGAAGAAGGCACGUCUGGAUGAUCGUGCCAAGAAGGUAGCACAUAGCUCUGCAGAGGAGUCAGGCAUGGCUUCAAUGAAGCGGAGCAGGGAGGAGAUAUAUUAUAGCACUAAGGAGGACUUAGCAGAGUCAAGCAAGACUCUGAAGAAGGCACGCAUAAAUCCUAGCACUAAGGAGGUAGCACAGGGCUCUACAGGGGAGUCAUGCAAGGCUACAAGGAAGCGGAGCUGGGAGGAGAUAUAUUAUAGUGCUAAGGAGAUAGAAAAUAGCUAUGCAGAGAAUGAACUGAAAAAGCAAAAAACAGAUGCAGCAGGAGUUGGUGGAACAACAAACAUCCCUACCACAGGACGCAUAGAGGCCCCUCUGGGCCCGGAGAGCUUCAUCUAUCAUAGAAUUCUUGGACAAGGAGGCUGUGGAAAGGUUUUACUGGCGACCCAUCGUGACAGCGGCAAACUGGUGGCCAUAAAGAUGGUCAUCAAGGACUCUCUAGUUAACUAUGACCCACACUUCAUCCACGUAGAGCGUCAGGUCCUGGAGAUAGCCGAGGGCAGCCCUUUCUGCGCUCACGCUUAUGCCACAUUCCAAACAGAGGAUUAUAUGUACUACGUUAUGGAAUAUCUGAGCGGAGGAGACCUCUUCUACACAACCAUAGAUCCAUGUGACCUCACCACCAUCAGACACCUGGCAGCGGAGCUCCUGUGCGGUUUGGAUUUCUUGCACUCCAACGGCGUAGCUCACAGGGAUCUCAAGCCUGAGAACAUAUUUAUCGAUGGCACCGGACAUGUGAGGAUCGGAGACUUCGGCUUAGCAGCAACCAACAUGUUCGGAUCUAAGACGUUGACAGGAAGAACCGGAACACAGUCUUACUGGGCCCCAGAGGUGGUGCGUUGUCAGCCAUACGACACGAGCGCCGAUUAUUUCUCGCUGGGGACUUUACUAUGUAAGACGGUCUUCGGAGUUAAUCCUUUCCACGGAGAAUCGAUGAAAGAAAUUAUGAGAAACAUAUGCUGCAAAAUACCAAGACUCCAGCGCGGCAUCGACCCUGUUCUCGCAGACUUUCUAUGCAAGCUCCUGCGCAAAGACCAGAAUAUGCGAAAAGAAGCCGUGGCCAACAUUCGGCAACACCCAUUUUUCAAUGGCGUAAAUUGGGAGGAAGUGGAGGCACGGAAGACACCCCCACCCUUUGCAAACCAAUUGAGCCCCAUGGAAAUGACAGCAUCGGUAAUCGAGCUGGAAGACCUUGUAAAGCAUCAACAGCCGAUUUCAGACACAAAACAGAAAUUGUUCAAUGGCUUUUCGUUUGUAAGUGACGCAUGGAGAGCCAUGCAGUAG
Rana temporaria (common frog) is the source of this 1566-nucleotide messenger RNA. RefSeq names its product protein kinase C delta type-like. The record is from RefSeq and is a predicted model, not a curated record. Gene Ontology annotation, biological process: protein phosphorylation. The transcript has 8 exons. The coding region runs from base 1 to 1566 and encodes 521 amino acids. Lineage: Eukaryota; Metazoa; Chordata; Amphibia; Anura; Ranidae. Gene Ontology annotation, molecular function: protein serine/threonine kinase activity; ATP binding.